UCAGUCAGCUGUUUGUUAGACAUCUGUCAGGGGAUUCCUUCAGAGUUGACUAAGCAUUCAUUCAAAAGGCUGAUAUCUAUGGAAAAUUGUUUCCAUUCUACAAGUUAUAUUUAUUAGGUGGACCUGGGGUAUAACUCUCUUUGCCAGAAGCUAUAAUCAUUGACCUAAAUUCAACUUCACAUGUUAAUCUUCUGCUCCUUAAUUUGGAGGUAGACAAAAUGAGUCAACGCUGGUGCUUGGACUCUUUGAUCUUGCUGCUACAUAUUGGCCAUUCCAAGAGAGUCACAUGAUGAAAAUACAUUUUAAAUGAAGAUGCUGUAACACUGUGCUGCCUACGUUUCUUUGGCUUCCGGUUGUGAACACCUCUUCUCAGCAAGCUUUCAAUCAUGAUCGAGCCCUUCUUGGGAAGUUGGAAACUGGAAUCCAGUGAAAACUUUGAGGAAUCCUUGGAACAAUUGGGAGUGCCUGUUACAAUCCGGCACCUAGCUGCAUUAGAGAAGCCAACAAUCAAUAUUAGUGCCAAUGGGGAUAAGGUGAGCAUCAAAACAGAGAGCUCUUUCAAGAAUUUUGAGAUCUCCUUCAAGCUAGGAGAAGAAUUUGAUGAAACCACAGCAGACAACCGGAAAGUUAAGAGCAUCAUAACAUUAGAUGGUGACUCACUGGUCCAUGUCCAAAAAUGGCUUGGCAAAGAGACAACAAUCAAAAGACAAAUUGUAGAUGGAAAAAUGGUAGCGGUGAGUUUUCUCUAAGUGGAACUUUUUAGAUGCUCCUGUUUGAAGCAGACCUCUCAAGUUUGUCAGUCACUCUGUCUGAAUCCUGAUUCAAGGGUCUGGGGAAGAGGGGUACAGAAAAUUUAACCUGUCAACUACCAGUUCUAACAGACCCCUCUUUGCUUUUAGAAACAUACCAUGAAUAAUGUUGUCAGCACGCGAGUCUACAAAAAAGUAUGAGGAAAUUGUCUACAUCAGAGAAAACAUGCUCACUAACAGAAAAAUGGGGUCUUGAUGAAGAUAUGGCUCAGGGCCAGUGAUUUUAAAGAUUGCUUCAUAUAAAUUUGCUCAAUAAAAGCAUCAAAUUAAGUGUAGCUUUGGAGCUGUGUGAUAUUGAGAAUUAGGAAUAAUCUGAUAAAUUGGU
Molecule: messenger RNA, 1134 nt
Organism: Pteronotus mesoamericanus
Lineage: Eukaryota; Metazoa; Chordata; Mammalia; Chiroptera; Mormoopidae
Product: fatty acid-binding protein 9-like
Exons: 3
Coding region: 387-749 (120 amino acids)
Biological process (GO): fatty acid transport
Cellular component (GO): cytosol; nucleus
Molecular function (GO): fatty acid binding
Source: RefSeq, a predicted model, not a curated record